This is a messenger RNA of Marchantia polymorpha subsp. ruderalis, 1171 nucleotides long. NCBI's taxonomy places the organism in Eukaryota, Viridiplantae, Streptophyta, Marchantiopsida, Marchantiales, Marchantiaceae. The record is from the annotation of a GenBank genome assembly.
CGGAAUCUAGGAUUCAGGGUUUAGUGUCGAGGGGUGCUUCUCCCGCUGCUUCCAUUGUCCGCAUCUUCCUGCGUUCUGGGAUUAGGCGAACCUGCCCUUCAUUGUCACGCCAGAUCUGUAUAUAGCUUGAGGUUCUUCGUCGUUCCAUUCAAAUCGUUCCCCCUUUCUGCCGUGCACAUAUCCUCGCCUCGACGCUCUCUACAGGUCUCGCAGCUGACGGUGUGCUCGACAGGAUCGGAAGAAAAUUGAUCUAGGUUUGUGAACAGAUCGGACAACAUGGCCUUCGAGAUCAGUGGCGACUAUGGCUUCGUGGCUCUCAUUUGUGUCCUCACCCUGGUGUUCAACAUGUGGAUGAGCGUCUCUGUCGUCAAGGCCCGUAAAAAAUACAACGUCCCUUACCCCGCUUUGUAUGCCGUCGAAUCUGAGAAUAAGGAAGCCAAGAUGUUCAACUGCGUUCAGAGGGGCCACCAGAACUUCUUGGAGUUUUUGCCUUUCUUCUUGGCAAAUCUGCUUCUCGGUGGACUCAAGCACCCUCUACUUGCCGCGGGCCUAGGAUUUGGAUAUAUCGUUGCUCGUUAUUUUUACUUUAAGGGAUACUCCACUGGCGUCCCAUCGAACAGGAUGAAACUUGGUGGAUCACACUUUCUGUUCUACUUCGGUCUCGUGGGAUGCACAGUUUCCCUCUCCAUCAGCUUAAUUGCAUCUCGUUGAGAAGAAAUUGAUUAUCAGACGAGGACAGAGACAAGCAUAGACGAAAACUGUUGUCCAGAGAGAAUGAUCAGGUUUCUAAGGUUAGAGUUUCAUUCAGAUUCGAAGCUUUUCUCGGCAAAAUAUCAACUUCCCGUUGAUUCUUGUGAACUCUUUUUGCUUCGUUCUUGUCAGUAAAGACGGCAUUAUUUCCUCCACUCUCAAACGUCAAUCACUGCGUUUAUCAGCUGCAUAUGAAGAGACAUAAGCUGUGGAGUCCAUGUGCUUUGGGUUUUUGCUUGUAGUCAACAGCCAGCAGUUUAUGAUUAAACCUACAUCCAGCAUGAAAAACAUUAUGACUUGUUUCCGAUGCUGGAAUUUCAGUGCUAUGUGCAUGCUUUGUAGAUUGCAACGCCUCUUGGCCUCUGUCGUGGAGCUUGCUCGCAAAGCCUUCCUUGAGAUUAAAAUUAGCGUGUUUGCCUGU